ACAUUUUGGCUAAAUUCAUAAGAAGAUUUAUACAAGUACAUUAUGAUGCAAUAAUAAUUUAGAUUUUAAUAAGUGUGUAAUAUUAAUGUUUUAUUUGAAAUUUUAUUAAAUGUGGUGUUUUGUUGAAAAGAUCCCUAAUCGUGCGUCAAAUUACAAUUUUAUUGAUAUUUUAAGCAAUGGAAUCUUCACACGAAAUAACUUUUAUACAUAAAUCGUUAUUUAAUUUGUGCAUAUUAUAUAUAAUAACUAAAACAUGUAUACUGAAGAUCCAAUUAAAUAUGAAUCAGAUCUACAAAAACAUAUAUCCAUGUCAAUAUGGACAAAACAAGCUCGAAAAAGAAUACAGGAAUAUGCUAGACUCUGGAGGGCUAGACAUAUCUUAGAUGCUAUUUCUUUUAUAAAUGAAUUAUUUGUUGAUAGUUCAGAAGUUGAAAUAUUGAGUCUUGUCAAUGUAAUCGCAAGAAGAUUAAAAUUUUUAGGUGUACCAGAUUCUUCAGAAAACAAGCAAAAUGACAUUUCUGAUAAUGAGAAAAAAUUAUUUAUAUUAAAUCAAGGACACAGUGGUAUUUAUCAUUGUUGCACAUUUUGUUCAAGUGGUGGAAAAAAAGAUGUUAUUUGUGCUUGUGGAGGAAGAAUGCCAGGUGGGUAUCAUGGAUGUGGACAUGGACAUGUUGGUCACCCUGGUUCUAAUCAUUGGUCUUGUUGUGGAUCGCUCUUACGCGACGGACGUUGUUUAAUAACCCGACGACAUAAAUACCAGUUUUUACUUUAAUACUUACUGUGUAUCCUGUCUAUGUCUGUCUGAAAAUAUUAGCUGCAAAUACUUAUAAUAGAAUAAUAUAAUAAAUAUCAUUGCAUAAAUUACUAUGUAUGUUUCAUGUAAAUAUACAAAUAAAUAUUAUUUUCAUUGUAAAUCCA
Vespa crabro (European hornet) is the source of this 918-nucleotide messenger RNA. RefSeq lists its product as uncharacterized. The transcript has 4 exons. The record is from RefSeq and is a predicted model, not a curated record. The coding region runs from base 254 to 772 and encodes 172 amino acids. NCBI's taxonomy places the organism in Eukaryota, Metazoa, Arthropoda, Insecta, Hymenoptera, Vespidae.